Molecule: messenger RNA, 1546 nt
Organism: Lingula anatina
Lineage: Eukaryota; Metazoa; Brachiopoda; Lingulata; Lingulida; Lingulidae
Product: flap endonuclease 1
Cellular component (GO): nucleus
Molecular function (GO): 5'-flap endonuclease activity; 5'-3' exonuclease activity; manganese ion binding
Source: RefSeq, a predicted model, not a curated record
CAUGCAUUGUAAUUGAAAUUUGGCGGGGAAUUUCCAUGCUCUUCCUGUUGACAGUAAACAGUGCGGUCAUCAAGUAAGAUAUGGGAAUUCAUCAGCUCUCUAAAGUAAUUGGUGAUCAUGCCUCUGGUGCAGUGAAGGAGAAUGAAAUUAAGAACUAUUUUGGGCGCAAGGUGGCCAUUGAUGCAUCCAUGUGUAUCUACCAGUUUCUUAUUGCUGUGAGAUCAGAAGGCAAUGUGCUUACCAAUGAACAAGGAGAUGUCACAAGUCAUCUGAUGGGGAUCUUCUACCGAACCAUCAGAAUGGUAGAGAAUGGAAUCAAACCAGUCUACGUCUUUGAUGGCAAACCACCACAGAUGAAAUCUGGCGAGCUUGCCAAAAGAACGGAAAGAAGGGAGAAGACCCAGAAGGAGCUGGCUGAGGCAGAGGAGGCGGGCGAGGCUGAGACUGUGGACAAACUAAAUCGAAGAUUGGUCAAAGUGACAAGGGAACACAAUGACGAGUGCAAGCAACUUCUGAGGUUGAUGGGAAUUCCCUAUGUGGAGGCCCCGUGUGAGGCGGAGGCUCAGUGUGCGGCCAUGGUGAAAGCAGGGGUUGUGUACGCCACAGGAACAGAGGACAUGGAUGCUCUCACCUUUGGUUCCUCCAUCCUCCUCAGGCACUUAACUUUCAGUGAAGCCAGAAAAAUGCCAAUUAAGGAAUUUUAUUAUGGGAGAAUAUUGGAUGAAUUAGGACUGUCAGAUGAAGAGUUUAUUGAUCUCUGUAUACUGCUGGGCUGUGACUACUGUGAGUCUAUUAGAGGGAUAGGACCCAAGAAAGCUCUUGACUUCAUCAAACAAUACAAGUGCAUUGAAGAAGUAAUUAAACAUAUAGACCAAAAGAAAUACACAGUGCCCGAGGACUGGCUGUUUAAGGAAGCCCGUCAGUUGUUUAAAGAACCAGAAGUUGCAGAUCCUGGGACGCUGGACCUAAAAUGGACUGAACCAGAUGAGGAGGCUGUGGUGAAGUUCAUGUGUGAGGACAAAGGCUUCAAUGAAGAAAGAAUACGGAAUGGUGUAAAAAAGCUGGCAAAGGCACGCCAAGGAUCUACACAGGGAAGACUAGAUAGUUUCUUCAAGGUUUUACCAAGCCCAGGGGGAAGCAAGAGGAAGAAAGAGGAACCCAAGGGAUCAGCAAAGAAAAAAGCAAAAACUGGAGGUGGAUUCAAGAAACCAAAGUAGAGACUCACUUGUGUAAUAUUGUGAUAAGAAUAAAAUAGAAGAAGUAUUUUGACAUUUUUUAAAGAAAAGAGCUGUCAGAUUCUAUGAUUAAGAAACUAAUCUCUGAGUGUAAAUAAGAUGACAUUGGCAACUUUUUUUGUUAAUUCUGAAAUAUCCACUCAAAGCUUGUGUUAGUGGUAAGGCCUUGAUUGGAGCUAGGUAAGAGAAUUAAUUAUACUUUAACAUGGAUGCAAUGCAAUGUUUGGUGAUGAUGUUGGAGUCCUGUGGGUGUGUUUUGUUACACCACAUAACAUUGACCAAGAUGUAUUCAGUUGACAUAAAUUUUUUUU